UUUGCGGAGACUCAUCUGACGUUUGUUAUUUUGUGUAUUUUUUCGGUAGCGCAUUUUGAAUCGUCUUGAGAACUAAAACUAUUUUUCUGAUUUAUUGUUGUCGAAUCAAACGAAGAAUUGCUAAUGACACGUAAAUUACCUUUAACAGUGACAUAACGCCACCCUAAACCACGAAAUGGAGAACGUAAAAACAACCAUAGACAGAGAAUACGAGCGUUACAAAAGCGAAAGCAUAAUUCAUUUGUCCGCCGAUAGUUAUGAGUCCCACUCAAAAAAGCGUAAAUUUUCGGUGGAAAAUGUUUCGGGUCUGGAUAUCACAUUGACUGAUGAUAGUUUGAAUAGAAGCCAAACAAUGGUUCCAACCAGCCCAUGGGAAAUACGUCGGCUUAAGGCUGAUCUAAUUGACAACGACACCAAGAUAAUUCAUUUGAAGAAAGAGUUGGAAAAUCGUGCAACAGCACACUCCAACAUGGAAUCACUUUACACUGUUAAAGUAAAGGGCUUAGAAAAUCAACUAGAAAAGAAGUCGGAGAAAAUUGCCGACCUGGAAAAACAUUUGAAAUUUGUACGCAAACGGGAGGCUACGUUGAAUGCCGAAAUGGCGAAAUUGCGAAGUCAAUCGUUGCUGGACAAGCAAAAUCACAGUGAAUCGGUGAGUGAACUACAAAGGGCGAAUAAAGCUCUGGAGAAUAAAUGCAGAAGAAUUGAACAUGAAUUGGGUGGAGCGGUAACAAAUAUUCAGCGACAGUACAAGGAUUUGGAAAAGAACCAUGCGUCGGCGGUAGAAAAGUGUGAAGAGCUCCAGGAGUCCACCACUGUGAUGCAAGAAAAAAUUCAACAAUUUGCCGAAACGAAUAAGCAAUAUGGCAUCCAGAAGCAGCAACUCGAAGCCGCCCAACGAAAAAUAGCAGCCCUUGAAGAAGAGAUACUCACAUUUAGUGAAUGGAAAAAGUUGUAUAAGGGUCUGGAGAGUGAUUCCAGCAGACUCUCGGACAUGGAAAAGAAGUACAAUCGACUACAGAGCGAAAACAAGGAGCUGCACAAAUGCAUUGGCGACAAAUUGUUGCUGGAAGAGGAAGUGGAGCACUUGAAAACGCGCCUAGCAAACAAUGAAAAACUGUCCGAAGAGGUCGUCAACAGUAACGCCAAAAUUCCAUACAUCGAACAAGAAUUGGCUGCCUUUAAAGCAGUGGCUAACGAUCAUUGUUCCGAGGCUGCGACACCGAGUCAUCUACGAUCACGCAUCGAAGAAAUACUCAGAAAGGAUUUGUUAUUGGUCAGCGAAAAUGGUUCGCUCCGAAUCGAAAGAGAUUCGAUUGCCGGACAGGUGGAUGAACUGAAAAAGCAAAUUGCUACACUGACGAAAUCCGGUAAUGAUCUUCAAGUUCUGUUAAAGAAUCAUCGGGAAAGCUUUCACAAAGUGCAGAGAAAAUUGCGGUUAGUUGUGUCCGAACGAGAUUGUUACAAGCAGCUGAUAGAAAAUUACGAGAAGAAUGUAACAAUCUCAGGAUCUGAUACAACGGUUACGGAUAUGCAAAUGCGACUGCGUUUGGAAAUGCUGGAGAAAACCGUAAAUGGUUAUAAGGACAUGUGUGCGAACUUGGAAAAGGAACUGCAAUCUGCCAAAAAUUCACCAGAUCAUGGUAAGAAUCGGAAUACUCUUUUCGUUAAUCAUAAUUGUGACCGAGGCACAAAUUGUUUUGCAGUUGAAUCAUUCUCCAAUGAGCAAUACAAAAAAGUUCGCAAGGAAUUGGAAGCAUUGAAAGACGACAACGAACGUUUACGUCGUCGAAAAGACGAGUUGGAAUUGUUAUUUGAGCAUUCCAAUAUGAAGGAUGCCUACAAUAUACCGAAAUAUAAGGUGAUGCAUAUGGCAAUGAAUCCAGCCGAUCAGGCGUACGAGAAUAACAAGAAUGAAAUUGAAAAAUUGCAGGCCGAGGUCGAGCGAUUGAAGCGAAAGAAUCGUAAAUUGGAAGCGGACAAUGAAGAGUUCACUGCAGCCAACUUAACGUUCGACAUCAAAGAAGUAAACAAUUUGCGUGCACAAGUGAAAUCACUGGAAGGCCAAAAGCAACACAUAACCGACUCCUAUCGUACCAACAUAAACGAAUUUCGUGACGCAUGCUAUCUCUUGUUUGGAUUUAAGGUUGACAAACAACAUGGGAAUAUUUACAGAUUGUCUAGCAUGUACGCUGAAUCACCCGACGAAUAUCUAACUUUUAAGAUGAGCGAUGAUAGCGACAUUUCUCUGAUGGAAUCGGUGUACUCGAAUUCAAUUAGCGAUUUCAUUGAGAAAACCUUAAUUGGUCCGAAUAGUAUUCCGGUAUUUCUGUCGUCACUAACAAUUGAUUUGUUUAAUCGAACAACUAUGAUAGGAGGCGUUUAACAAGCACAGUGUUUUUUUCUAUAAACAAUAAAACAUUUCGAAAUCGGCAAAAAAGCAAUAUUGUGACACCCGAUCGUAUUGAUUGGUUUGUAACAGAAUUUAUUGUGCAAGAAUUUCGUAAAAAUAAAAUGCUAAAUUCGAGAAGUA
Bradysia coprophila is the source of this 2533-nucleotide messenger RNA. RefSeq names its product Mitotic arrest-deficient 1. NCBI's taxonomy places the organism in Eukaryota, Metazoa, Arthropoda, Insecta, Diptera, Sciaridae. Gene Ontology annotation, biological process: attachment of mitotic spindle microtubules to kinetochore; mitotic spindle assembly checkpoint signaling. Gene Ontology annotation, cellular component: kinetochore; nuclear envelope; mitotic spindle. The record is from RefSeq and is a predicted model, not a curated record.